CGAGCUGUUGAUGGCGAACGAGAUGAGCGUCGAGUACGAGUACGGCGGCUUCCGCUUGCCCUGGUCGGCCGCCGGGGAGGUCGGCUGGCACCGCCGCAUCUCCCGCGCACUCGGCCGGCCGGCCCAAUCCAUCGCCGGGGCGCUGGACGGAUUCGACGAUUCGACGCCCAGCAGAGUGGGCCUAGCCGACUCGCCACAACAACACAGCACUCGCUGCAGGCACCACCGCCAUCUUGAUGGCUCGCUUGUUUUGCUUUGCUCCGUUUUUUCUUUUUCGUUUUUUCUUUAAAUUAAUUUUAAAGGUGGCGCUAGUGAACGGCUGCUGUCUGGCUGCUGUAAAGCAAGUUAACGCGUGGAUCUACUCGAGUCGUCUUUUCUACGUAUAAAAAUUACGUUUUCAUCAACGUCAAGUGCUCUCGUUUAUUUUUUAUAAAAAACAAAAAAAAAAAUAUAAAAUAACUGACGCAGCUGUCCUAUCUGUCCUGUAGUCCGCAUUCAAAUCCCAGUUUUUUUUCUACCAGUUCAAAGUACAAUCCAAUCCAAAUCCGCGCGCUUCUUGGCGGGCAAAGCGGCCGUUGUCGGCAAUUUCCACGGUAUUGUUUUACGGAGAUCUUUCAAAAAGAUGUUUGACGCGCGUGUCUCAACGCGUUCCCAGAUGCGCGAGGCCGACGUGAGCCGCGACGUCACCUGCCCCGUGUGCUUGGGCGUGCGGGCUGAACCCGUGACCCUGCCGUGCGGCCACGGCGUAUGCCUGACGUGCUUCGAGCAGUCCCUGCAUCUGGCGAACAAGGAGUGUCCCCUGUGUCGUCUCAGGAUCAGCUCGUGGGCGCGGAGGGCCGCUCGGGAGGGCACCCUGGUCGACGAGGCCCUCCGUGCGCGCAUCCGACGGCACCUGUCCCAGCCGGAGGAGCCGGCCGACUCUGUGGACCCCCCGGUCGCGGCGGUGAACCACCGGCUCUGCCUUCCCGGGGAGAUCCGGCUGGAGUUCGAGGAGCAGGCCCGUCUCGAGGCGGAGCGGCUGGAGCGAGAGCGCCGGGAGCAGCUGCUUGCCGGCGAAGCCCUCGCCCUGGCGCUGGCCGCGGAGGAGCGCCGGGCCUGGCAGGAGACCCAGGAACGAAUCCUGCGCGAGGACCAGGAGCUGGCACGCUGCCUUAGCUCAGGUGUAGACGAGUCCAGGGCAUCCCGCGAGGUGGCCCUGCAGGUGGAGGCGGAUCUGCGGCUGGCCAGGCAGCUGCAGCAGACGGAGCUCCCCACGCGCUCGUACGCGCUGCGCCCCAGGGGCAAGGGCCCUGCCUGCGUUUAGCGGGACCCACGCGAGCCGGCUUCCCGAGACUGCUGCAUUCCUUUCCGACGUGGCGGAGGCAAAAAGAGCCUCCAAACGUUCCCUGGCUCGGGACCCAACGGCCGUCUUCGUUCCCCAGACGUGAGGUGGACGCCAUAUAUGGACGUUUUUUUGCUGACAACGAGGUUGCCUCUCCGUCGGAGAGUGCUCUUCGUGCUGGACGUGGCAACCCGGCAUCCUGCGUAACAGCCGACGAAACAAUCGCCUCGUGAAAGAGACAACUUUUCCUGUGGAUUCUCCAAAAUUGCUCUUGUCUGCCGGAGCAAGUUGCCGGAGUAGUUGCGGCGGAAAGUGCAGGGAGUGUUCUUGCCAGUCUCCGAGCAGAACUUGGCCAUUUGGAUGCUCCGAUGUAGGCAGUCGUUGUCGUGCAACAAAAUUGAGGCGCGAAAGAAGUGCAACUAGAGUACACUUGUGGCUCGUCCAGGAGCAUAGUUUUGUGCUACGUUGAGGCUGGGAGGGAGGGGCCCGGGAAACCAGAGACGACUGCUGCGCCCACCCGUCGGGCUGUGUCCCUGUGAUUUUAGGUUUUAUGGAGUUUUAUUAUUUUUGAACUUUUAUAUUUGAUGUACGAAAAUAAAAAGUACCGGUUAUGAAGAC
This is a messenger RNA of Ixodes scapularis (black-legged tick), 1939 nucleotides long. Its product is annotated as E3 ubiquitin-protein ligase rnf168. Gene Ontology annotation, biological process: double-strand break repair. Gene Ontology annotation, cellular component: nucleus; site of double-strand break. The coding region runs from base 623 to 1303 and encodes 226 amino acids. Lineage: Eukaryota; Metazoa; Arthropoda; Arachnida; Ixodida; Ixodidae. The transcript is spliced from 3 exons. The record is from RefSeq and is a predicted model, not a curated record. Gene Ontology annotation, molecular function: nucleosome binding; ubiquitin-protein transferase activity.